Molecule: messenger RNA, 5510 nt
Organism: Phalaenopsis equestris
Lineage: Eukaryota; Viridiplantae; Streptophyta; Magnoliopsida; Asparagales; Orchidaceae
Product: ENHANCER OF AG-4 protein 2-like
Biological process (GO): regulation of transcription by RNA polymerase II
Cellular component (GO): nucleus
Molecular function (GO): transcription coregulator activity; double-stranded DNA binding
Source: RefSeq, a predicted model, not a curated record
CGCCCUCACUGAUACUUCCGCUCGCCUAUCUGCCGACGUGUGCUCAUCGAAACGCACUGCUCGGCUCUCGCCGGCGAGGUAAUGUGGUGACACCGCCGCCCGAUGCCGUCCACCGAUCGCCGUCGAUAAUUUCGUUCCGGCAACGUAGGCGUCUUGUCGUUCAGCGCAAUAUCGCGAAUCGUCUUCUGUCGUGGGGUUUGAGUGUUCGCUUCUGUUACGGAGAGGCGGUUGCAGCGGCUAGGGUUUUUUCUUGCUGCUGUCGCCAUGGCUCCUGGGAAAAGAAAGGGAGCGAACCGAUCGAAGGAGAAGGGUGAUUUACAGAUUGGGGAUCUCGUUCUUGCAAAGGUCAAGGGAUUCCCUCCGUGGCCGGCGAAGAUUUGUAGGCCGGAAGAUUGGGACAGGUCGCCUGAUCCGAAGAAGUACUUCGUGGAGUUUUUUGGAACUUCUGAGAUUGCUUUUGUUGCCCCGGUUGACAUUCAAAUAUUUACUAAUGAAUCAAAAAGCAAGCUAUUAGCUCGAUGUCAGGGUAAAACCAAGUAUUUUGCUCAAGCUGUGGAGGAGAUUUGUGAAGCUUUUGAAAAAUUGCAAAAAUCGUCAAAGGAAUUGGGAAAAGGUUCUUCUAAUGCUGAAAUUGGCUCUAUAUAUUCUACCGUUCAAGAUGAAAGUCAACAUCUCAGUAGCAGUAACAUUGACGAAUUGGAAGUUCAGAAUGUGGUUCUUGGUAACUCUGAAGAUGAUAAAAUUUUGGAUUCUGCCAGUGAAUUACGUUUGGAGCCAUGCUCACAGAGCCGUAAGAGAACUGCAGCAACUGAGCUAAAUGAUGCUGCUUGCGAACCAGAAUCUCCAGUUUUAGCAUUUAAGAGGAGUAAAUCAUUGAUUCAUAACAAAAAAAGGCGAAAAGAAGCACGAGAAACUGUGGCUGAACCUGCUUAUGAUGGUGAUAGAUUAGAGCAAAAUGCUUCUGUUCAUCCAGAGGACACUCACGAAAAAGUUUCUGUAACAUUUCCUGUAAACAAAAUAGCAGAGUCUUCUUUCAAAAUCUGCAUGGAUGACAAAGAACAUAAUGCCCCAACUUCGUAUUUAGAAACUAAAAAUAUCAAAUGGAAAGAUGACACAAAUGGUCAAGCAACAACAUCUGAAAUCGUUUCACUAAAAAAUGAAAAGAAUGUCGAUCUGAAAGUACAAAACCAUGAUAUUGGUCAAGUUAAAAUAAAAAAGCUUCCGCCUGCAGCUUGUGCUUCUGUUCCUGAAGGUAGUGUUAAAUCUGUAAGUGAAGAAUCUUCCCGGGAUUCUAAGAGGUUAGGAACACAGAGCCGCAAGAGAACUGCAGUGAAUGAGCUUAAUGAUGCUGCUUGUGAACCAGAAUCUCCAGCUUUGUCGUUUAAGAAAAGUAAAUCAUUGAUUCAUAACAAAAAAGGGAGAAAAGAAGCACGAGAGACUGUGGCUAAACCUGCUUAUGAUGGUGAUAUAUUAGCGGAAAAAGCUUCUGUUCAUCCAGAUGACACUCACCAAAAUGUUGCUGAAACAUUCUCUGUAAACAAAGUAGCAGAGUCUUCUCUCAAACUCUGUAAAGAUGACAAAGAACAUAAGGUUCCAACUUCAUAUUCGGAAACUACAGAUAUUAAACAGAAAGAAGACACAAAUGGUCAAGCAACAGCAUCUGAAAUGGAAGCAAAUGUAGAUCUGAAAGUGCAAAAACAUCAUAUUGGACAAGCGAAAAUAAAGAAGCUUCCACCUCCAAGUCGUGCUUCUGUUCCUGAAGGUACAGUUAAACCUGUAAGUGAAGAUCCUAAGAAGUUAGGAACACGUGUUAACACUGUAAAAAGUUACAAGAGUUCAAAAAUAUUGAAGAAAACUAAAGCUGAAAAUGCUUAUCCGCCUAAAGGGGUUCCCAAGAAGGAGCCCUCUACAUCUGAAGGCAAGAUUGUUCUUCAAUCAUCUGUAGAAAAUCCAGUUGAUAAUUCUGUUGGGAGCGUGAAAUGUGAGCUGGUUAACAAUGGAGAUGCUCCCUCGGCUAAACGACCAAAAAGUGAAAUGAUAGUUAAUGCGCCCAAAAGCUCUAGUAUGAGCAAGUCCUCACAUUUCACAUCUAACAAGAGUAGGAAUAGUGUCAAAAACAGAACAUUGGGAGCUCAAAAGGCUGAUAACUUGGCACCCAUUGCGGAGUCUCAUGAUAAAAACCAGCCGGAUUUAGUGAAACCAUUUAAGGAAUUAAAUGAUGUUUUAAAUUCUUCUGUAACCAUUGCAAAUAUUGCCAAGAAGGCAUGUAAAAAAUCAGGCGAUCUUCUGAAUUCUUCAGUCUCUGGCGUGGAUACAGCUAAGAUGAGCAACAAUGGUGUUAACAAGAUUAGUUCUAAACCCCUUGGCACACUUGCUCCUCAGAGAAGGAGAGCAGUAAGGUAUGUUGAUGAAGAUGAUGAUGAUGGUGAAGAUUGCAGAACUCCAAUUCAUCGGGAUACUACUUGUACUUUGUCGAGGGAACAGUCAAAAGCUCAUGAAUCUGUUGGGUUGAUGCACACAAAGCGGGAAUCUUCCAUAGAAUCUACUGUAGAUGUUUCGACUGUCAGAAAGGCUAGUUCUAGGAUGAAGGAAAGUAUUAACAACAAUAUGGGAUUUCUAAAUGUUGCGAAUAAUUGUUCUUCAGCUCCUAGCCCCUGUAAUGUUGAUGAGAAAAAGUUGGAUUGUGCGAUAGGCUUGCUUGCUAGCCAGAAUUCCGUGAGGCAAAAAACCAAGGAAACUGUUUCACCUGAUAUUAGAGCACAGAGCACUGCACUUAAGACUUUAGUUAACCCAGGAAAUGUAGGAAAGUUGGUUAAUCUCCAAGAUAUUAAGCCUCCUAUUACAAAACUACCAACCACCGUGAGUUCUGUUCAAACUCAUAGCUCGGCGAAAACUAUGGGGACUUCAAAUUAUUUACGCAGUCAGUCAAUUUCGCAGAAGAACAAACCAUCUUCCGAGAAAUCUAAAGUAAAAUCUACUGUUCUGGUGACCAUGGAUACUGAAAAUAGGUCUGAUAAUUUUUCCCUUGAAUAUGUUGCUGAGAAGGAUGUUCUGACAGGCCAAAGGGAGGCCAAUUCUGCUGAUUUAUUAUCUGAGAGCAAAUUUAUGGAUUCCAUGUCAAUGAGGCAUCUUAUUGCUGCUGCUCAAGCUAAGAGGAAGGAAGCACAUUCUCAACAACUGUAUAAUGGAAGUGAUACCCCUGGCAGUGCUCCUACUCCACAUCGUAGCCAUGGGAGAAGCCCAAACCUUAUGCCUGCUACCCAUAUUUUUUCAUCCAGCGAUGUUCAAAGAGAGAGAAAAUGGUUUCAUGCCUCUGCAGACACUGAUUCCCCUCCAGCUUCACAACAAUGUCUUCCUCUGAAUUUGGAAGAGCACGAAAGUUAUGAUUGUAGAACUAGUACAGGUUACCAACAACCUGGCAAUUCUUUGAGUGGCGGUACUGAAGCUGCUGUUGCUAGAGAUGCUUUGGAAGGGAUGAUAGAGACAUUAUCGCGCACAAGGGAUAGUAUAGGGCGUGCAACUCGUCUUGCUAUUGAUUGUGCUAAAUAUGGUAUUGCCAGUGAGGUAGUAGAACUUCUCAUCCGCAAAUUGGAAGGUGAACCCAGCUUUUAUCGCCGGAUUGAUCUGUUCUUUCUUGUGGAUUCCAUUACUCAGUGCUCACAUACUCAGAAAGGCAUUGCAGGUUCAUCGUAUAUUCCCGCUGUGCAAACUGCAUUGCCACGCCUUUUGGGUGCUGCUGCUCCUUCCGGAGCUUCAGCUCGUGAGAAUCGACGACAAUGCCUUAAGGUUUUGAGGUUAUGGCUGGAGAGGAAAAUUCUGCCAGAAUCACUUCUUCGUCGAUGCAUGGAAGAAAUUGAUGUUUCUAAUGAUGAUUUGAAUUCUGGGCUUUUGCUUAGGCGCCCCUCUCGUGCUGAGCGCUCUGUAGAUGAUCCGAUCAGAGAAAUGGAAGACAUGCUUGUCGAUGAGUAUGGGAGCAAUGCAACAUUCAAGUUUCCUGGUCUACUGUCUGCUCACGUUUUAGAAGAUGAUGAAGAUUUUUGCUGCAGUCCCCCCAAGGGCAUCGCAACUAGUUCUCCCCGUGAAGCAGUUGGUGGUUUGGGAAGCCAUUUCUCUGGAAAUCAUCCUGUAGACAAACAUCACCAUAUUUUGGAGAAUGUGGAACGAGAGAUGGAGAUGGAAGAUGCGCCUUCAAAUUUCAUCGACAGAACUGUUUCCUUCAAUUAUGCACUUCCUCAUGGAGAAUGUGAUAUGGCUGAGGAAUCCACAUUUAACAGUCAAAAUGUUAUCCCACCUCUACCUGCAGGAUCUCCUCCUCUUCCAUUUGAUCCUCCACCCCCUCCACCACCAUUGCCUCCUUCACCACCUCCUCUUCAACCCCCACCUCCAUCCUCUCCGCCACCCCCUCCAUCACCUCUGCCUGCAUUAUUAGCUGAAUCAUCUCUCUCUCAACCUCCUUUGCCUUUAUCACCAUUUCCAUAUAAUAGCCAUCAUUCCAUUACUCAGGAAUACUGCAGAACAGAAACUGAAAAUCCGUUACUCCCAAUAACUAACAAUUCCAUCGAAGAUUUGAGUGCUUCUGGAGCGAAAGAUAAAGUGAUUAUGCAGCAAUCUUCUAAUUAUGGAACUGGAGUUGGAUACACAUAUUUAGCGCCUCAGGUUUCUCACCCCAAUCAACUGUUUCAGCAAAGUGUUGCAUCAGUUCAACACAUACCUUCGCAUCCCAUUCCAUCACAGGCAACCUUAAACCAUUCCAUUCCAAGUUGUCAGAUCCAAUGCAAUCAGCCAUCUUAUGAGAAGCCAAUUACACAACAACAAAUGCCGCAGCAAUAUAACCCAUACACCUUAUCAUCUCUUCCACAUGGUCAGAUGCAAUAUAGUGCUGAGGAGCAAUGGAGGCCGCAGUCUGGUGAUGCCAAACCAGAAAAUUCUGGAGCUUGGAUGGCGGGAGGGAGAACACCUUCGUGCUCUGGUGCACCUUUUGUACAGGAUGGUUAUUUUAUGCUAAAUAUGGAAAGAGCAUCAUCAAAUUCUAUGAUUUUUCAUCCUCCACAUAGCACAACACCAUCUGGAACUUCAAUACCGGGUCAUUCCUUCCCUCAAAUGAUACCCAAAACAGACUUCCCUACUAUUAAUUUCUGGAGACCGGCAUAGAUUUGCUUAUAAUUGUUUAAGCACUCUGCUAAAGGAGCUUUGGAGCAUCUUGAUUGCCUAGUGAGGUCUAAUCCUCCUUUUAUUUCAGCUCUUCAAUCUUACGGGAGCUUUAAAAUUCUGGAUGAUUAUUGAAAUAUAUUCCAUUGUAAUGGGGUUUGAUAGAUGAAAAAGAGGCAGCUAGUUUUGGCAGAAAUAUGUACAUUGUAGGGUUGCUCUGAUUUAAAUAGUGCAGCAGUUGUCUCAGAGCUAAACACAAGGCAUUGUAUAUCAAAGAAUGAUGACAUUGUCAAUAUUUUGCCCAUCAAUUGAAAUUCUAGUAUCUUUUUGAAUCUUUGUUCAUGUUGCAGAGAAUAAUUUUA